Molecule: messenger RNA, 2205 nt
Organism: Truncatella angustata
Lineage: Eukaryota; Fungi; Ascomycota; Sordariomycetes; Amphisphaeriales; Sporocadaceae
Product: kinesin light chain 1
Exons: 4
Coding region: 1-2205 (734 amino acids)
Molecular function (GO): protein binding; ADP binding
Source: RefSeq, a predicted model, not a curated record
AUGCGGCUGCUACAGUGUAACGAUAUAGGCACUUACAGCCUGACCCCCGACCUUCCUCCCAACGAUGUCCCCGCGUAUGCGAUCCUUUCACACACUUGGGGCCCUGACGAGGUAGUCUUCUCCGAUCUUACAAAAGUGCCAGGUGAUUGGCAACACAAACAGGGCUUUGAAAAGAUCGAGUUUUGCGCAAUUCAAGCAAACCGGGACGGUUUGCAGUACUUCUGGGUUGACACCUGCUGCAUCGACAAGUCUGACAGCAGCGAGCUUCAGACUGCGAUUAAUAGCAUGUUUCGAUGGUACCACAACGCGGAACGAUGCUACGUCUACCUGCCCGAUGUCUCUAGCAUUAUAGCCUCAAGUCAACAACACACUACAACGCCAUGGGAGGAUGCUUUCCGACAAAGUCGAUGGUUUACCCGUGGAUGGACGCUACAAGAGCUAAUCGCCCCAGAGACAGUCGAGUUCUAUUCGAAAGAGAAGUCUUGGCUAGGAGAUAAACACACACUAGAGCCGUUGGUUCGCGACAUUACAGGCAUUCCUGCGAAUGCGCUCCGUGGUGCGCCUCUAUCCGACUUUACGGUUGCAGAACGAGAAGCAUGGGUUCGCGGCCGCCAGACGACACGUGAGGAGGACGUGGCAUAUUCGUUGCUGGGCAUAUUCGACGUGUUCCUGCCGCUUAUCUACGGUGAAGGGCGAGACAACGCACAGCAACGGCUGCGAGAAGAGGUCCAGAAAAGAGUAAAGGGAUCACGGGCUGACGACUUCUCUCUCCCUUUCAGCCUAUCUGCAGUCCCCGAAUCUCAGGAUUUCGUCGCACGAGAGAAUGAAAUCGCAGAAAUGCGCAGGACACUAAGCUCAGAUGGUAGCCGUCGCGUUGUUGUCCUGCACGGCCUCGGCGGCAUUGGCAAGACGCAGCUUGCCGUGGCUUAUAUGAAGCGAUUCCGAGACGAGUACUCUGCCAUAUUCUGGUUUAAUAUUAAAGAUGAAGCAUCGAUACAACUCAGCUUUACCAGAGUCGCGACGCAGAUUUUGCAGCAGCACCCCAAUGCGAGUCACCUCAGAGGCCUAGAUUUGCAGAACAACGAUCAUAUGAUCGAAGCUGUGAAGGCAUGGCUCAGCUUGCCGGGGAACACCAGGUGGCUUGCUGUGUACGACAACUACGAUAAUCCAAGGUUGACCAAUCAUAGCAAUGACAGAGGGAUAGACAUCCAUCGAUUUCUUCCAUCCUCGUACCAAGGGUCGAUCGUAAUCACGACGCGGUUAUCACAGGUCGAUAUAGGUCAUCGUAUCCAGAUCAAAAAGCUUGAAUCGAUAUAUGACUGUCUUAAAGUAUUAUCAGAAACGUCAGGCCGAACCAUUCCGCUCGAUGACAUGGAUGCAAAAGGGCUUGUCGAAGAGCUCGAUGGUCUCCCGCUUGCGCUUGCCACGGCUGGGGCCUACAUCAGGCACGCUGCAAUCACCGUCAGUGAUUAUCUUCGGCUCUAUCAAAGUUCCUGGGCGAGGCUCCACUCCAGCACACCGAGCCUGGGAUCGUACCAAGACCGCACACUUUCCUCUACGUGGCAAGUCUCAUACAAACACCUACAAGAGCAAAAUCCACUGGCUGCUCAUUUACUCCAAUGGUGGGCCUAUUUUGACAACGAAGACGUGUGGUUUGAACUAUUGCAGCCACGCAGCGAUAACGGACCAUCGUGGAUGGUGGACCUGAAGGACGAAUUGAGCUUCAAUAGCGCGAUGGGCAUGUUGCAUAGCUACGGAUUUUGUGAGCCACACGGCACUAGUCCAGGCGUGGGUGGAUCCCGGGGAUAUAGCAUCCAUGCUUGCCUGCACUCUUGGACGAUUCAUAUAUUGAAUCAGGGUGGAGAUGAUAGUCUAAAUAAGCUUGCGUUGGAAUGCAUAGCAUCAAUGGUGCCGUCACAAGAAGACGAUCAGUUCUGGCUGCUUCAAAAAAGGCUUUUGGCACAUGCGAUGACGUGUUCUGCGACAAUACAGAGUGGAGACGAUGAGUUAGCUUGGGCUUUCCACUCCCUAGGGCUCCUUUACUCGGACCAAGGCAAGAUACAAGAGGCCGAGAGAAUGUACUUGCGGGCGCUUCAAGGGUACGAGAAGACAUGGGGCCCGGAUCACACGUCGACGCUCUCCACGGGUACGAGAAGACGUGGGGCCCGGAUCACACGUCGACGCUCUCCACGGUCAACAACCUAG